CAACACCCCCCUCACUCCUCCCUCAAACCCCCCCGAAAGAAAAAAAAAACAAGACUCCAAAAACAUCUUCAAACCCCCCAACACCCCCACACCGCCCACCAACGCUCACUUCCAGAGCCACAUCCUCUCCGCAGUCGGCGGAUCCUUCUUCCGUGCCCCCGUCUCGACAUCCCAUGAAGAGAGUUUACCCCGAAGGGCAUACUCCUCCAUGGUCUCGCCAUCAUCCCACCAGCCCUUCUCCUCGCCCUUCCGCCAAACCUCCGCGUCAAACGGAUCGUGCUCCCCCUUACAAACCGGCACCCGCAACCCCGGGAAGACGAUCUGGAACGGGGCGAUGCGGGCAUCGCGCUCGAACGGAUCAAUCUUGGAGUUUUGCAGGUAUGCGGGGACCGAUUUGUAAG
Periconia digitata is the source of this 401-nucleotide messenger RNA. NCBI's taxonomy places the organism in Eukaryota, Fungi, Ascomycota, Dothideomycetes, Pleosporales, Periconiaceae. The record is from the annotation of a GenBank genome assembly.